AUGUUGAAACUCGCCGCGAUUAUUUUUGCGAUCGUCGCCGUCGUCGCGAUGGCGGCGCCGCGCGACAAACGCCAACUCGCCGUCGGCACGAUCAGCGUGUCGGGAGCCGGCGGCUCGACGGGAUGCGUCGUCACCGGCAACAUCCUCUAUGCCAACGGUAUCAGAUUGCGCGAGCUGACGGCCGCCGAGCAAACCGAACUUGACAACUAUCAAAACUCAUUGGAGCAGUACAAAGAGCAACUUCGCGAGAUUCUGAAUCAGCGUCGCGAGAAUCUGCGGACCCGCAUGACCGGACAGGGCAAUGAGGUGAAUGAGACGGAAAAUUUGCCGAAGGCGCCGGUGAAGCCGUCGUUCUGCUCGGCCGACGAGACGACCCAAUAUUAUUUCGACGGUUGCAUGGUGCAGAACAACAAGGUCUACGUUGGCGGCCAAUACGCGCGCGAUUUGAGCUCCGAUGAGAUUUCCGAGCUGAAGGUGUUCGAUGAGCAGCAGACCGCCUAUCAGAAGGCGAUUCACGAUCAAAUGCAGAAUCACGUUCGCGGGCUUUUCGGAGGCUCCGACAUUUUGUCGGCGUUGUUCGGCGAAGACGCGCCCGGACGACAAUCGGCACCAGCUACCACUCAGGCUCCUGGCGUCACCACCACAAUGCCGCCGAAGCCGAAAGUGCCGCAAUUCUGCACCGCCAUUUAUUGA
Messenger RNA from Caenorhabditis bovis, 693 nucleotides. Lineage: Eukaryota; Metazoa; Nematoda; Chromadorea; Rhabditida; Rhabditidae. The record is from the annotation of a GenBank genome assembly.